This is a messenger RNA of Coregonus sp. 'balchen', 354 nucleotides long. The record is from the annotation of a GenBank genome assembly. Lineage: Eukaryota; Metazoa; Chordata; Actinopteri; Salmoniformes; Salmonidae.
AUGGGAGUGUUAAAGCUGGCGGUAAAGGAUGUGAUGUGCCACCAGGCGAACCCCUUGGACGAGGUCAUGAAAAAGGCGAGGGAGGUGGAGAAGGCCAGGCAGAUGUGCCACUACGAGGUGACAAGCUUGGCCAAGAACAACUUCAGGGUAAUAACAGUAAACAUGUAUAACCCGCAUGUUAAGGAUGAGGAGGUGAGGGCUUUUAUGGGGAGGUAUAUGGACAAUGUCUCCUCGGCAAGGCUCCUCAAAGACUCGCUAGGGUUCUGGAACGGGAGGAGAAGCUUCCAGGCUCUGUUGAGGGAAGGGCCUGGGAGGUUACCUUCAUCCUCCAGCUCUGUUCUCCCUGGGGGCUGA